CUUGUCUUCCUGCACUCCUAUAAUAUUGUUUUAUACUUGUCGGUAUUACUUUUCAGCAUUAUCCUAUUUUUGUAGUCACACUAAAUUCAACCACACCACACACCUUACUAUCGACAUGGGUGCUGAAACCAAACGCAAGACUCGUCGCGGAAAGCGCGGUGGAGACGCCAAGCGCCCGAACGACACCGAUGACACUGGGGUUGCAACCCAAGACACACAGCAGGGUCAGUCCAAUGCUGCCUCCGCAUCAGCAGAGGGGGCCACCGGAUACGUUGCGCCGCCAAUGUCUUCAGGCGACUCGCUCUUCUUCCUCGAUACAAGCGCGCAGGCCGACAACAUGGAGGACCAAAUGGAGAAGGUCAGCCCGGCCUCCUACGGCCUUGUCAACCCCGACCUGCAAAAAUACCUGAAGAGCUGCGAGGGCAUGCUCGACGAGCCGAAGUUCGAGACAACUGAGGAUCGCGACAUAUUUGUAAACAAUGUGUACUCGGAGAUGAAGAACUUUGAGCUGCAGCUGACGACAGAUCACGAGUGCUCGCGUAUUCUCGAGAAGCUGUUCCAUAUCUCCAGCGAUUAUCAGAUUAGGCGGUUCGUCGCACUGACGCGCGAGGAUACCAUCAGGCUGGUGGUGCACCGGUUUUCGUCGCACGCACUCCAGACGAUGCUGCUGUUGUCGGCAGGGGCACUGGAGCGCGAGUUGCGUGGCGAGUCCAGCGACUUUGAUGGAAGCGUUGAGGUGGAUGAGAGCAGCGAUAAUCAGGGCGUGCGCACGGUUUUGCCGACGUUCGAGGAGCUGGUGCUGAGUUUGGCCGAGACGCUUUCUACACGGUGGUCGUACCUGAUGUCCAACGAGUACGCGUCGCAUAUUCUGCGCGUGCUACUUCUGGUCAUGGCGGGAAAGCCCAUCGAAGAUCAGUCCAACCCUCAGAGUGCCAUUAAGAGCAAGCGGUCGACCAAGUACAUGGAGGACAAGAGCAACGCGUCGAUGAGCCAGCGGUCACUGACAGUAUCGCGCGAGGUGCCGGCAUCAUUUGGCCCUGCGCUUGAGCGGCUGCUGAACACUGUGGGCGAUGCCAUGGGCGACGUGGUGGCGCGUAACUUUACCAACAAUGCGGUUGGCAGCCCUGUGCUGCAGCUGAUGGUGGAGCUGCAGGCUGGGUUCACCAAGACCGAGUAUCCUGGGUCGAUUUUAGACAAGACCCUGAUGAACCUGGCAUCCGCCGGCACGACGGAGAACCCCCGCCGCGACUCAUUCAUUACGAUAAUGCUUGGCGACGUUGUCGGUUCGCAUUUCUUGCAGGUUGUUGCCAAGGUUGCAUCCCCGCAGCUCCUGCAGGCAAUCUACGACCGGUACAUGCGUGGAAGCCUCAAGACGCUGUCUUUCCACCCGAUCUCCAACUUUGUUGUGCAGAGUGUCUUUGCCAAUGCUAAAAACGAGCGCCAGCUGAAGGCUAUGAUUUCUGAGGUUGCGCCCAUCUUCAGCGACUUGCUUUUCAAGAACCGCGCCGGUGUCGUCCGCGCCCUGAUCGACUCGUGCGUGCGUCUGGAGUGCGGGUAUAUUGAUCUCAUUAAUGCGCUGUACAACGGGCUCGGUGUGAAGUCGCCUGAGGAGCGCAUGGAGCUGAUCAACCUUCUGGCCUUCCUGAUACCUUAUAGGAACUUUGUCAGCGCCGAGUACAGUCAGCUGCCGUUUAAGGUGCAGGGCUCGCUGAUUAUCCAGUCGAUUUUGCAGUUCCCCGGGGAUGCCCAGACGCCCAUCAUGGACAGCUUCUUCAGCCAGGAUAUUGACAGGGUCAUCUCGUGGUGCAAGGAUCCUAGUGGCUCACGCAUAAUCGAGGCUAUUUUUAAAUCACCCAAUGUGCCGUUCAAAUCAAAGCAGCGCGUCAUGGAGCGGUUUUCCGGACGGUACACUGAUCUGGCUAUGAACAAGUACAGCAGCCAUACCGUCGAUGCAUGCUGGGGGAUCGCCGAUGUGGAGUUCAAGGAGACUGUUAUCUUGGAGAUGGUCAAGAAUGCAAAUCUGCUGCAAGACAACCAUUUCGGCCGCAUUGUGCUCCGCAAUUGCGCGUUCGAACAGUACAAGCGCAGGGCCGAGGAGUGGCGCGAGCGCGAGCGCGGAUUGGAGCGCAAGAAGCACAUGUUUAAGGAUAUUUUGGGCAGCAAGAUCGUCACCAGUGACGCCAAGCCGGCCACUACGAUGCCAGGUGCCCAAAAGUCCGCCAUAGAGGAUGGAUCUAAGGCUUCAAAGAAAAAGACGUCAAAGUCCUCGGGUGCUGAUGAAAUCGACUCACUUUUCAAGAAAUCGCACAUUCGCGCAUCGUCAAACGACCUGAAGCACAACCAGCCAGAGCAGACCUCCAACGACAUCUCUGUGGCUAUUGAUGCCAAGGGCGACAAGAAUCUUGAGGCUGUCAUGUCUGCCAUUUCGGGAACUAAGCGGAAGAGCAAGAGCAAGAGCAAGUCUGACAAGAAGGAUAAGGAGGACAAGGAGGAGUCCAAGUCUAAGAAAUCUAAAAAGUCCAAGGAAGAGGAUCGCAAGAAGCGCCGUGCCUUUGUUGGUUAAACAUUUGUGUUCUUUUUCAAACAUUUUUGUGCUACAAUAUGUGCCUCGUAUAAAAAACUUUUUUAUACUUUUAAUACCAAGCGAGCAAGUGUAUUGAAGC
Messenger RNA from Kickxella alabastrina, 2663 nucleotides. Its product is annotated as armadillo-type protein. Lineage: Eukaryota; Fungi; Kickxellomycota; Kickxellomycetes; Kickxellales; Kickxellaceae. Gene Ontology annotation, biological process: endonucleolytic cleavage to generate mature 5'-end of SSU-rRNA from (SSU-rRNA, 5.8S rRNA, LSU-rRNA); endonucleolytic cleavage in 5'-ETS of tricistronic rRNA transcript (SSU-rRNA, 5.8S rRNA, LSU-rRNA); endonucleolytic cleavage in ITS1 to separate SSU-rRNA from 5.8S rRNA and LSU-rRNA from tricistronic rRNA transcript (SSU-rRNA, 5.8S rRNA, LSU-rRNA). The record is from RefSeq and is a predicted model, not a curated record. Gene Ontology annotation, cellular component: preribosome, small subunit precursor; 90S preribosome; nucleolus. Bases 116 to 2563 code for a protein of 815 amino acids. The transcript is spliced from 3 exons. Gene Ontology annotation, molecular function: RNA binding.